Salvia splendens (bonfire salvia) is the source of this 3503-nucleotide messenger RNA. Its product is annotated as anaphase-promoting complex subunit 4. Gene Ontology annotation, molecular function: protein binding. The record is from RefSeq and is a predicted model, not a curated record. Gene Ontology annotation, biological process: anaphase-promoting complex-dependent catabolic process; protein K11-linked ubiquitination. Gene Ontology annotation, cellular component: nuclear periphery; anaphase-promoting complex. Bases 943 to 3249 code for a protein of 768 amino acids. The transcript is spliced from 19 exons. Lineage: Eukaryota; Viridiplantae; Streptophyta; Magnoliopsida; Lamiales; Lamiaceae.
AAAUGUACAUAAAUUAAUAUUCCUACAAACCCUCCAUCUCUCUUUUUCCCUCUCUCUCACCCCCUGCGGAUCCUUCUCUUUUUCGCCCUCACUCUUCGCCCCCCUCUCUCUCUCACCCCUGCGGAUAUCAUCUCUCCGCCUUGUUGUCUCGCCUGCGCCGCCCCUCAACACCUGCUUCGCCGCCAUCGCUGUGGUAAACGCCGGCGCUCCUUCCGCACGGAAUCGCCGCCCUGGCCGCCUGCCUCGCAGCUCCACCGCCCUGCUUCAACGGCGCCGUGGGGUACUUCGUGCGUCUGAACGGGCACCUCCACAGCCACGAGACGGCACCGGCGAUGAGGAGGACGAAGACGGCAGUUUCAACCGUGAUGACCACUAAAUACUCCCGCAUUGCUGAAUCUAAUUCUAUUUCACCUUUUUCUGUUCUUUUCCUGUUUUUCUAAAUUUUUUUUGUUGAUGGUAAGCGCCAUUUUCCUCACUUCUGGAUCUGCAUAGUCGAAUUGCAUAUGUGGCAGGUUGUUUGCCUAUAAGUGUCUUAGACUUCUUGGAGCAGCCAUUUUUGCUGCAUUUCAUUGGACCAAUAUUUAUCUCAUAAUUUCUGCCUUUUUGUUUCCCCAAAAGAUGGUUUCCCGCCCUAAAAAUAUGCCACAUGCCAAUCCAAAUAACUGUCCUUAUAGAUUAUAGAUUAUAGAUUUUUUUAGUCAAAUAGGAGGAUUGUGUUUAUAAAAAAGCUAAUCUGACAGAAGGAUCUAGCAAAGCUAACUGUGAUAGAGCGGGCUGGGGCUAUAUACGGGCCCUUGACCCAGACGAGGAUCCAAAAACCUGACCCUUUUUCUCCGGUUCGGAUUCAAUGAUUCGAUCCGAAUAAAUCAUAAGAGAAAAGCCCGCCUCUCAACUCUUCUCCUCACUCCCAAAACUCUGCUAUUCUUUGCCUCACACCAAUCCAUGGAAACUGACGAAUCUCAAAGAGCGGUUCCAUUUCAGCUUCAAUUCGACAAACCUAUCGCCUCGCAGAUUAAGAUUGCUGAAUGGAACCCGGAGAAGGAUUUACUUGCGAUGGUGACCGAGGAUUCGAAGCUUCUUCUCCAUCGCUUCAAUUGGCAGCGACUCUGGACGACAUCCCCUGGGAAAUGCAUAACAUCCAUAUGCUGGCGCCCUGACGGUAAAGCAAUUGCAGUGGGACUUGAAGACGGGACUAUGUCCCUGCAUGAUGUUGAAAAUGGGAAGCUGCUAAGAAGUAUGAAGUUCCAUUGUGCUUCGGUUGUCUGUCUCAACUGGGUGGAAGAUACGAAAAAGACAAUGGAUGUUAAAAAUGGGGAUUCACCAUAUGAAGAUAGGACUGCUCGCUUUUUUCCACCUGCUCCACGAGUUCCUAGGACCGCCGGACUUGUCCCUGGAGAUAGUAGUGGCACGGAUGAAAGUGACGAUUCUUUCCGGGAACUAUUUGAUUCAUCACGCCAACAGUUUGACAUCCUAUGCAGUGGGGACAAAGAUGGAAAUAUUUAUUUUAAUAUAUUUGGCAUAUUCCCAAUAGGAAAAGUUAACCUACGCGAAAUUGCUUUCCACAGUCCUCUACUUGCGAACCAUGGCUCCUUUCGGCUCAUGGAUGCGUCUAUUUGUAAGAUGGCAUUGUCCAGUGAUCUCUGUCAUGUCACUGUGCUGUGCUCUGGCAUGCUCACUAAAACUGGAUUGGGAUCAUGUGAUAAUCAGUUAUCUGGAUGCCAUUUAGAUGGGCUCCAUUGCUUAGUCCUAGACAGCACAAUGUUUCAGAAAAGGAAAAAUGAACUUCAUCAGGUGGCUCUGCAAGCUUCCAAUGUGGAGCAUCUUAUUGAAGUCAUUCGCAAAUCAAUAGCUAUCAUGUAUAAGCAGUGGUCAGAUGCAAUGCACGUGUACCAGGAAAAGUUCAAUGCUUUAUCCUCCCUGAUUGUUGACCAUGGACUUGACUCCAGUUCUCAAGAAGAGUUUCUAAGCCUGUUGGGUGGUGCAAGGACAAGUCCGCCGGUUCAUCAAUUUUUAGUUAGCUCCCUUGGUGAAGCAGGGCUCAAACGGGUAGCGAAGGCUGUUUCUGGGGCUGGCAAGGAACUCCAAACAAUUGUGCUUGACCAUCUGCAGCCUGCUGCAGAAAUUAUUGGAUUUAGAAUGGGAGAACUAAGAGGGCUUUCCAAGUGGCGUGCACGGUUUCAGGGUAUUGGAUUGGAGGAGAGGUUAAUUGAUAAUGCUACAGAAAAAGCUGGAAUGUUGCUUGUUCAGAUUGAAAGAUUCAUUAGGAUUUUAUCUUCAGUGGUGCAGCAGUUUUCAAAUUUUUUCAACUGGCUUCUCAAAUGUGUGAAGGUUCUAAUGUCCGAACCAAGCGAUCAACUUCUCCCGUUUAGUAGUGAACUCGUUAUCCUUUUCCUAAAGUUUUUAUACGACCAAGAUCCUGUUGGUAUGUUGCUGCAGGAUACCCAGCUUGUUCAUAAUGUUGAAGUUGACUUGGAAACUAAGCAACGAGUCACAGAAUUAGCUCAUUUUGGAGGUUUCUCGGAUUCUGAAUACUUGAAAAGAACAUUGGCGAAAGAAUUUCAACAAAUGGAAUCCUGUUUCAAGGAGGCUCUAGGGAUGCCACUGACCACAGUUUCCAGAAGGAUACUUUGUAAAGACAUUUUGCCACUUUUCCCAGUUUCAUCUGUACCGAAUUUGAAGUCAGCUUAUUUACCAGUAUCAAUAUCAUACUACCAGGAAGCUCCCCAUGGAACCACACAUCAGAGGCUUACUGAUUAUACCUCUUUUAUGGUACCUGAUGAGACUUUUCCAAACAUCACAAAUUGCAUUGGUGUAGCAAGGGGGCUCAUAAAUGAUACUGACAACUUGAAGACGGGCCUUAAUUCACUUGAGGUUGCUCUGUUAUGCAUCCCUGAUGGUUAUCACUGUGUAGAUCUGUCUCAAUACAAAGACGGACAAAUUGUGUUGCUGCUAAAUGAUGUAAACACAGACUCUGACAUCUCAGGUAAUGCUUGUAUGAUGAUGGUACAAACAGAUGACCUCACAUUUGUUUCCAUAUCAAGAUCGUCCCCGUCUUGGAAUCUUCAUGAACUUAAGGAUUUUAUUACAUGCCUGCACUUGGAGAAUGAAAAGGCUCGAGAAGUUCCUCACUCUUUGGUUGCUCCUUUGGCAGUUAGUGCAUCCAGAGGCGUCGCUUGUGUUUUUGGUGCUAGGAAACGAGCCUUGGUGUAUAUUCUAGAGGAAGAUGAAGAAGUUACAGAUUCAGAAUAAGUUACAGAUUCAGAAUAAGUUACAGAUUCAGAAUAAGUUACUGUUGAGCUAGUACUUGUUGUAUGUUAUACUUCUAGUUCUGAUGAUUGUAAAUCAGUUUUGAAUCUGAUUUAAUUUUAUUAGCCUACAUAUGUCAAUUCUUCAGUAGACGUAAUAUUUCAGCUGUCCAUACCAAUUGAAACUUCAUAAAUUACUUAUGAAGGGCUACCAAAAUUUCAAGAUGCAAUAUGCAAAAUUACUUGACACUGAUCUAA